This is a messenger RNA of Jaculus jaculus (lesser Egyptian jerboa), 956 nucleotides long. RefSeq names its product trafficking protein particle complex subunit 3L (gene Trappc3l). Gene Ontology annotation, biological process: intra-Golgi vesicle-mediated transport; endoplasmic reticulum to Golgi vesicle-mediated transport. The coding region runs from base 162 to 707 and encodes 181 amino acids. The transcript has 6 exons. Gene Ontology annotation, cellular component: cytosol; TRAPP complex; cis-Golgi network membrane. Lineage: Eukaryota; Metazoa; Chordata; Mammalia; Rodentia; Dipodidae. The record is from RefSeq and is a predicted model, not a curated record.
AUCAAUACAAGACUGAAUGAUGCUAACAUUUAGAUCUAUCUUGGAUUGAAAAGCAAAGAGCAAAGCAAGGAGCAACUUGCAGUAAACAAAGGACUGAGGCGUCUCUGAGGCACAGACAGAAGAAAACAAACUGAAGACCACAUCCUUCAUCUACUGACACGAUGUCUCGCCCUGCACACAGAAGACCAGACUACCAUAAAAUAAACAAAGAUCUUUUUGUACUCACCUAUGGGGCUCUGGUUGCCCAGCUAUGUAAGGAUUAUGAAAAGGAUGAAGAUGUAAACAAGUACUUAGAUAAAAUGGGCUAUAGUAUUGGAACCCGGCUUGUGGAAGACUUUUUGGCUCGAUCCUGUGUGAGAAGAUGCCAUAGUUAUUCAGAAAUUAUAGACAUAAUUGCUCAGGUUGCUUUCAAGAUGUACUUGGGAAUUACACCAAGUGUGACCUGUAACAAUUUAAGCAGAAAUGAAUUUUCCCUGAUUCUCGAUAAGAAUCCUUUGGCUGAGUUUGUGGAGGAGCUCCCUGCUGGGCGAUCUUCUCUGUGCUACUGCAAUUUACUCUGUGGGAUUAUCAGAGGUGCCCUGGAAAUGGUUCAUUUGGAUGCUGAUGUUACAUUCUUGCAAGACAGACUAAAAGGCGACAGUGUGACAGAAAUAGGAAUAACAUUUCUGAAAAAGCUGGAUGAGAAAAAAUAUAGACGGAAAAAAUGAAGAAUAGCAUACAAAGUGCCACAAGGUGGCUAACUGACAAGUGGAUGGAUAUUAGCUAAAGAUGCAUAACCGUAGAGUUUUGCCUUGCUUAUGGCAUGAGCUUUGAAAGGCUUAUAAAUCAACCAGAAAUUUGAAAUGCAGGUUAUGAGGAAUUUUUCAUGCUUGCAAAUCAUCCAGUUUUAAUCUCAUGCAAGCAGUAUUUCACACACAAAUAUCUCUUUCUAAGAUAGCAAUCAUGAGGGCUGAAGA